AUGUCCGAAACCGUUGCAUUACCAAACUCUACGGAAGUCAACUCUUGUCCUGUAAAUCAUUCCGUGUGGACCCACUUCGUUGCUUCUGAAACUUCUAAGAAUGAGUCCAAUAAUGCUGACUCGUGCGAAUGUCCUCACGUAAACCGCCAAAUACCUUCUACCUCGGAGAAGGGGUGCACAAGCGACGCGAUAAAUGAAUCAAAUAACAUGCCGCUACUUCCAAAUCAAAAACCCUCCGCGGACCAACGUUUUCCGCUUGAUACGUCACGUCAAUUAUCAAAUAUUCCGCGUGCGACUCCGAAAGUUGAUAAAAAUUCGGCGAAUAAAACUGAAGAAGAAGUUUGGAUAUAUCCAUCAGAACAAAUGUUUUUUAACGCAAUGAAACGUAAGAAUUGGAAGCCUCGGGAGGAGGACAUGCGUGUAGUUGUACCAAUACACAAUGCCGUUAAUGAAAAAGCCUGGAAAGAGAUAUUGGAAUGGGAGAAACUUCAUGUGCAACACUGUGGAGAACCUAAAUUAGUGAAGUUUCAAGGUAGAGCAAAUGAUAUCACGCCAAAAGCAAGAUUAUUAAAUCUACUAGGAUAUAAGCUACCAUUUGACAGACAUGACUGGGUAAUUGAUAGAUGUGGCAAGAGAGUUACAUAUGUAAUUGAUUUCUAUGCUGGCCAACCUAAUCCUGAAUUUCCACAGAAUGUGAGCUUUUACUUGGAUGUUCGUCCAGCCCUAACGCUUGAGGGUGUUCUGGAUAGAUUUCGAAGAUUUCUACGUUCUAUAAUUGAGUGA
Acaulospora morrowiae is the source of this 783-nucleotide messenger RNA. The record is from the annotation of a GenBank genome assembly. Lineage: Eukaryota; Fungi; Glomeromycota; Glomeromycetes; Diversisporales; Acaulosporaceae.